Messenger RNA from Trematosphaeria pertusa, 693 nucleotides. RefSeq lists its product as uncharacterized. Lineage: Eukaryota; Fungi; Ascomycota; Dothideomycetes; Pleosporales; Trematosphaeriaceae. The coding region runs from base 150 to 563 and encodes 137 amino acids. The record is from RefSeq and is a predicted model, not a curated record. The transcript has a single exon.
GUGGAUGCAGUGAGUCUCGAUGAACACGAAGUGCGCGACGUCUCUUUUGCUUUUCCGCUCCUGAAUCCGUGUCGUGGAAUACAUUGACGGCAUGUUCCAUCCUCUCAAUAGCGGCAAGUCCCAUCGGAGAGCGAGGGUGAGCGAGGCCAAUGCAAAUCGCAGCCUGUGGAGGCUGCACUCCGCAGCCGGCGUCGCAGAAGCAGCAGGCCUCCCCUUUUCGACGACAAGGGCCCGCCCGACGGAUCAGAGGUCGAGAUCGUGGAGCACUCGACACAGGCAGCGGAUCACGAACAGCGUGUUGCAGGUGCUCGCAAAAAAGAAAAGGCGGCUGGAGAAGGGCAGGGUACAGGGGCCCCCAGGACCGAUCGCCCGUAGAUUUGAGAUUACCGAGCGCAUCCCGCACCCACCCCGAGCCAAUGGUGCCGUCGGGCUUGCCAGCCCUUCAUCUUCCCGCCAGCCUGCUGCACGAACAGCGUGCGCCCCCUAUUUCCCGUGACCGCAAAGGGCAGUCAGUAGCUAGCGCUUUCAUCGACAGCGUGCGGCGCCGUGCUUUUGCGCGCUGAUGCUUCGGGGCUCACUGCUUUGACAGCGGCAUCCGGCGCCCAUACCGACGUCCGCCGAUGACGCAGUGGCCCGUUCUGACCUCAGCGCUGGGAGCGUUUCACAGGCGGACGGCUGCCCUUGGGUUGAGCA